Molecule: messenger RNA, 1824 nt
Organism: Branchiostoma belcheri (Belcher's lancelet)
Lineage: Eukaryota; Metazoa; Chordata; Leptocardii; Amphioxiformes; Branchiostomatidae
Product: alpha-N-acetylgalactosaminide alpha-2,6-sialyltransferase 2-like
Exons: 9
Coding region: 155-1720 (521 amino acids)
Molecular function (GO): sialyltransferase activity
Source: RefSeq, a predicted model, not a curated record
AAAGCAAUCGGUUCUUCAGAACACCCGCUCAUAGGUCCGGGAGUAGUACUAGUUCAGCGUUCGUCAGUUCAUACCUACAUGUCUAAGCGUACUACUAGUAUUAUUACAAGGACAAUAGAACUCUGGACCGGUACCGGCUGUUGUGAAGUGCAGUAUGGUUUCCUCGGCACAGAUGGGGCGGUUCAAGUGGCUGUUCCUCCUGUGUCUGUUCAGCACGCUCGGCUUCGUGUCGUUUUCCUAUCUACGCAGGAGUCCGGCUGAACUGGGCAGCGCAACUUACUGGGCAUCAAGUAUUUACAACAACCUGCCUCGGUACGAAGUGAGACGUUUUAAGGGUGUUUUGGACACAGUCGAUCGUCAUAACACCACAACCGCACCGGGGGAGGGAAGAAGAACAACGUCAGAAACGUCGGAGAAUGACUCUAAAGCGAAGAUAUCAACCCCAUCCAAGGAACUGGUUAAAGAGACUGUUCAGCGCACAACCAAACAACCUCAUACUGUACACAUAACAGAGAGCGGAAAAUCUCAAUCCUCGAAUGAAAAUCAGACCGUGAUGGACAUAAACAACAACAAAACAGACCCGAAUGAAACCCUGAUAGUUGACACGGGAAAGAACAGGACGGAGACGACGCCGAAACCCGCGGAAAGUGGAACUCCACCGCCGCCUACAGUGCCUCCAGCCCAGCGGGACCCAAAAUGGUUUCUGAGCGACGACACCUACACAAAAUCGAAAUGCCCCAGUGCAAUCCGUGAGAACCCGGAGAAGGUUCCUAACGGACGAAAGUUUAUUCCAGACAUCCCCGUUCUGAUGUGGAACGAACACAUCAACCCUGAGGAGUACGCCAGGCUUCGGCAGUUCCAUAUGUGCUACGGCUGGAAAGGCAUAGAUUAUCAAGAUAUCAAGAACUGUCUCCGCCACUUGAACACGUCUGCCCACCGCUACAUGUUCCCCGGCUGGACGCCUGACCAUGCCGGCUGUAUCCGGUGUGCUGUUGUCGGGAACGGGGGGAUCCUGAGGGGGUCUGGCAAGGGGAAGGAGAUAGACGGACAUGACUUUGUCUGGAGAGUGAACGCCGCAAUGAUUGAAGGAUUCGAAGAGGAUGUCGGGACGAGAACAUCGUUUUACUUCCAUGACGUCAACACUAUGAGGAACUCGCAGGCAACAGGGCGAGUGUACGGGUACAGGCACCCGCCACAAGACGAGGAAACGGUGUAUGCCAACAUUCUAUCCGCCCCUGACAUGAGAGACUACUUUUACUAUGACGCCGCCAUGAGUUGGAAGCCAGUGAAGACUGGAAAAGACAAGAGCGAUACGCCCCCGUCUCAGUACGGUAAAAAACCUGCAAAUACGAAGUUCCGGAUGCUCCACCCUGACUUCAUGAGAUAUCUCAAGUACCAUUGGUUGAACUCCUCACGUGGCUAUGGCCGGUUUGAAGACAUCUACCGUCCGACUACGGGCGCCGCCAUGUUGUUGACGGCCCUGCAUACCUGUGACGUCACGCACGCCUAUGGCUUCAUCACUGCCGAUCACAGACAGUACAGCGAUCACUAUUACGAAACGGACUACCGGCAUGCGGUCGUGUUUUACGUUAAUCACGAUUUUCAGAUGGAGAUAGAACUAUGGGACAAACUGCAGAAGUCAGGACUUAUGACAUUGUACAGGGGCAACAAAACACAACCAACACAACGGUACCGAUACACACGUAGAUAUGAAAACUAAGUCGAUAAACUGAUCAUGCAUGGUUGGAAAACAUUCGUGUCAUCGUCGUCGUAACAAAUUAUCAUCAGAUUGAUUUUCAAUGAUUGUCGGAUUUAGACACUACG